Messenger RNA from Monascus purpureus, 1926 nucleotides. NCBI's taxonomy places the organism in Eukaryota, Fungi, Ascomycota, Eurotiomycetes, Eurotiales, Aspergillaceae. The record is from the annotation of a GenBank genome assembly.
AUUUUUCCUUCGAGGAGCUAUUGCUCAAUCCAGUGCACUCUGGCGGGAGGUGCAGUGCAAUUAUAUAAGAACAAGUACACUACGUUUAAUGUGAACUUUCCGUUUACAUCCAUCCAUCCAAAAUGCAGGGCUUCAACAUGGGACGGUUCGUAUAGUCCCCCAUAUUCAUAUUAUUUUUGUAUACCUAACAAUACAUCCCCAGCUAUGUCCCUCCAGACCAGGAAGGUCUCACGACCGGAAACAAGCUCGCCGGGAAACAUCCCCUAGGCGCCAGAGCGCGCCAUCUCCGCACAACUGGCGCACUGAUCGUACGCUUCGAAAUGCCCUUCGCGGUUUGGUGCACGAACUGCAAACCCCAUGACACCCUCAUCGGCCAGGGAGUCCGGUUCAACGCCGAGAAAAAGAAAGUGGGCAACUAUUACUCCACCCCCAUUUAUAGCUUUCGGAUGAAACACACCGCGUGCGGAGGAUGGAUAGAGAUCCGGACAGAUCCUAAGAAUACCGCUUAUGUCGUUACAGAAGGUGGGAGGAAAAGAGAUACCGGUGACGAUCGCAUACCUGGUGAAGGAGAGAUUCGGAUUCGACUUCCCGGGGUAGGAGCCGGGGAAGAGGGAAAAGAAGACCCCUUUGCUAGGCUUGAGGGGAAAAUAGAGGAUAAGAAACAAGCUGAGACAGCGACUAGUUGUAUUCUCGAGCUGAAGAGGCAUCAGGAUCGAUAUUGGGAGGAUCCGUACGAGAAGUCAAGGAUGUUACGCAGGGCAUUUCGCGUGGAGCGCAAAUCGCUGGAACGCGCCGAUGCUAAUCGCGAAGCGUUGAAGGAUAAGAUGAGUUUGGGAAUUGAUCUAGUUGACGAGACGGAGGAGGACAGGUUAAGGGCGGGUAUGGUGGAUUUCGGCGGUGCCAGCGGCGGCACCUCUGAUGCAGCAAAAACCGUCCGACUACGACCGAUGUUCGAGUCAAUGACUUCCUCAUCGUCUUCAUUGACGAAGAGAACAGCAACGGCGGCCUCAGGGAAGCUUGAAAAACGCAACAAACGUCCCAAGACCGCGAACCUCAUUGCGGAGCGCAAGGCAGCCCUUCGGAAUGAAUUGACCGGGAAUACGCGUGCGGUCGUUGACCCAUUUCUGAACAAUAACGAUGGAUCGGAAUGGCAGCCGGGGAUCAGACGACGGAAGCUCAACAGCAGCUUGCAUCAAAAUAAACCCGUUUCCGUUUCGGAAACAAGAGUCGUCGAUGAUAAAGGCGUUACAGAUGCCAAGCAUCAACCUGCACUUCCAGCAGCCGACGGACCAGCUAUGCCUAUAGCUCUGGUAAAUUAUGAUUCGGACUCGGACUAAUGCUUUCCGAUUCGUUUAAUGCGUUUUCUUCGUUUUUGUCCCAGAAUUCUACGGUUUCGGGUUAUGGCGUACAUGUUUUGAAAGAACUAAAGUGCACGCAUAUGAUACCCUGGUUGGAUUUAGGAGUUAGAAUUCUUUGGUUCCAUUCUCAUUACAAAAGAGACAAGGUGGUUUCUGCAUGAAUAUGUCGUUCGUGAUCGCAUUACACAUAGACGCCGAAAAUGACGGCUACUGAGGCCAGAAACGGCCACCUUUCCACUCCUAACUUCCAGCAUUUGUGUAGCACCACUAUUCUACACCUGUCAAGCAUUGUUUAGUCACCGGCCUGCAAUGGUGCAUGAAAUAGUCACAGUCAAGGCCCUGAGUACCCUCAUGAAAAUGGCAACAUCCAGAAGGGGAAAGUCUCUGUGAUGGUAGUAUAAAAAGCCAGCAUAGCGGCAUAUUGGAUUUUUAUACUACCCAUGUUGGAGUCAUUCCCUUUCCGUUUUAGUGCUCACCUCCUGCUUACUGAGUAUAUCUGUGUGUGCCCUGAGCAUACCCUGAGUGGCCUGAGCUGUUCCCUGACUAUAGGGUGAGUGCCGGAGCGCAG